GCCCCGGCGGCGCGGGGCCGGCCGGAGGGGGGGCGCCGGCGGGCGGGAGCUUUGCAUUUUGCAGCGCCGAGCUCCGAGGGGGCGGGGGCUGCAGGAAGCGGAAAGCCGCGCCGAGCCGCCGGGGACCCGCGGCCGAGCCAUGUUGAGCCCUGCCAACGGGGAGCAGCUCCACCUGGCCAGCUAUGUGGAGGACUACCUGGACUCCAUCGAGUCGCUGCCGUUCGACCUGCAGCGGAACGUCUCGCUGAUGCGGGAGAUCGACGCCAAGUACCAGGAGAUCCUGAAGGACCUGGACGAGUACUACGAGAAGUUCAAGCGCGAGACAGACGGUGCGCUGAAGCGGCGGGCGCUGCACUGCAUCCAGAGGGCUCUGAUCCGCAGCCAGGAGCUGGGCGAUGAGAAGAUCCAGAUCGUGAGCCAGAUGGUGGAGCUGGUGGAGAACCGCACACGGCAGGUGGACAGCCACGUGGAGCUCUUCGAGGCGCACCCGGAGGUGGGCGACACCCCCGGCGGCGGCAAAGGCGGCCCCGAGAAGUCCAAGAGCGAGACGAUAGCGCAGGCCGACAAGCCCAACAACAAGAGAUCCCGGCGCCAGCGCAACCACGAGAACCGGGAGAAUGCGGCCAGCAACCACGACCACGACGACCUGACCUCGGGGACGCCCAAGGAGAAGCGGGCGAAAGCGUCCAAGAAGAAGAAGCGCUCCAAGGCCAAGGCCGAGCGCGAGGCGUCGCCCGCCGACCUGCCCAUCGACCCCAACGAGCCCACGUACUGCCUGUGCGACCAGGUGUCCUACGGGGAGAUGAUCGGCUGUGACAACGACGAGUGUCCCAUUGAGUGGUUCCACUUCUCCUGCGUGGGGCUCAGCCACAAGCCUAAGGGCAAGUGGUACUGCCCCAAGUGCCGCGGGGAGAGCGAGAAGACCAUGGACAAGGCCCUGGAGAAGUCCAAGAAGGAGCGGGCGUACAGCAGGUAGUGGGUGCUGCUGCCCGCGGGAGACGCCGGGCCCACGUUUGUGUGGAGCGGACGGCCUGUGCCUCUGCGGCCCAGAGACCACA
Messenger RNA from Sorex fumeus (smoky shrew), 1058 nucleotides. It is a transcript of the gene ING1, whose product is annotated as inhibitor of growth family member 1. Bases 140 to 976 code for a protein of 278 amino acids. The record is from RefSeq and is a predicted model, not a curated record. Gene Ontology annotation, biological process: positive regulation of DNA-templated transcription. NCBI's taxonomy places the organism in Eukaryota, Metazoa, Chordata, Mammalia, Eulipotyphla, Soricidae. The transcript has 2 exons. Gene Ontology annotation, cellular component: nucleus.